This is a messenger RNA of Clavispora lusitaniae ATCC 42720, 627 nucleotides long. RefSeq lists its product as uncharacterized. The record is from RefSeq and is a predicted model, not a curated record. Lineage: Eukaryota; Fungi; Ascomycota; Pichiomycetes; Serinales; Metschnikowiaceae.
AUGUCAUUACUUUCUGUCGUUCACGACUUUAAAGCCCUUUACUCGACCAGAGUACAUCAAAAAGAUAAAAGAUGGGUCGAUGGUAGACUCCGAUACUAUGAGUUUAAUAAGAAGAUUGAGGUACUUUCUGAAGAAGGAUCGCUUGUCAUGAGCGACUUUUAUCCACAGAACGCCAAGCCGCCAUUAGAGAGUGGCGUAUUCGAAGAUGGGAAUACGUAUGUUCUACCGAGUGGAAAGAUGGUGGUCGAAUUUUCGGAGUACUUAGGUUGCACAGAACGUGAUGUGUCUAAAGUGUUUUCCAAUAAGCGGGUGAAGGAAUUCGGUUCCCCUGAUACAUUCAUACCUAUGAGGCAUAUUGCUGCACCUCCCAAAGUCCUUAUAAGACAAGAGGAUUCUAACCUGGCGCUAACUUUGAAUCCAGUAAGGCGGGUUGGGCUCGCCCGGCCGAAAAAACAAAUUAAACAGCGGGACCUCUCUAGCUAUAUUCAGCCGAUAAAGCUUACCACCGAACAAAAGCUAGCCAAAUACUAUCGGCCUUUCUCGAAGAACCCGAGGAUCCCACCUGGCAGUAAUAAACUCACUAGAAGAUUGCACGCUGCGCUAGGUAUACCUCUGUUCGAAACAUAA